UUCCCCCCCUCUUCCCUUGCACCGGAGAUUCCCCUCAGCAGCAGAAGACAGAAAAACUGCCAACCUUUAACUUUACAAAAUAAAAUAACUCCGGUCACAUGCGUGCUUUGCAAUAGCAAGCAACAGCCAGCCAUACUCUUCCGAUUAAAGAGUAAAGAAACAGGCUUUGAACAGGACUGUGAUUCACACGCAAUUACUAGUAAUUAAAUACAAUGCAACAACAACAACAACAAAAACUGAUCUUAAAUUAACAAUACGACAUCUUAGUGUCUUAGGCACAGUAAUUAUUGAAUUGUGGGUCAUAUAGUCUUUGGAGAAUAUAUAUAGAUAUAUAUAUUUUUUUUUUUCUCUGUUUUUCUUUCUGUUGUUUUGGGAGGAGUGAGUUAGAGGGGGGGGGUUAUUAUCGGCUAUCAGAGAUGUCUAACAUUGCCUCGGACCAAGACCGCGCUGAAGAGAGAGUAUUAAUUUUGUCGACUCAAGCAGAACAGAUAAUUAGUUUUGAUCUUGGCAGCAGCAGCAGCACCAGCAGCCGGCUGCUGUUUCCGUCGCAACCGGCACCGCACGACCAGCAUCAGACUGUGCUGGUUAUUCUGGACUCGAGUCUGGAUAACGACAACCAAUUCAGCUUGGAGUCUCUCCUUCCCGAAUCUGGGAUCGUCGCCGAUAUCGACGUGGAGAAUAUCCUGAUGUCUGGAGAGGAAUCGUUCUACCAAAUUAAGAGCCAGCCCAUCACAGCCAGCCCCUCCUCUCCCCUGGGCCCGGGCCCGGCCCCGCCCCCCGCCGUGAUGUCAUCGCGAGUGUUGCUGAGGCAGCAGCUGAUGAAGGAGCAGGCGCAGGAGCAGGAGCGGAGAGAGGAGCAGCAGGAGCGAGCGUCCAGCGCCCAGCUCCGCACCUCCGCCCCCUCGCCCGCCAUCAGCGUGAGCGCCCCACAGGGGCCCCGAGCCGCGCCUGCACAGGUCCCAGUCGAGGUGCUCAAGGUUCAGACUCACUUGGAGAAUCCAACCAAAUAUCACAUCCAACAAACCCAGAGACAUCAAGUGAAACAGUACCUCUCCACCACGAUGGGCAACAAAGCAGCCAGUCAGAAACUGGGGGCGUCGCCCUCGCCCCAGGCCGGCUCCGCCCCCGGACUGGCCCCUCCCACCAGCGCUCCCAACAGCCCGAUGGCGUUACUGAACCUCGGGUCCAAUUCAGAGAAAGGGAUUGAUGAUGUCAUCGAUGGGAUCAUCAGUCUGGAGUCCAGUUUCGCCGAUGACAUGAUGGGGUUCAUAAACUCCGGACUGCAGCUUUCAAACACACUCCCUGUCUCUGGUAACCUGAUGGAUCUGUACGGCACCCCCAGCAUGUCGCUCCCGACCGUGAGCAACUCCUGCCCGGCCCAACUCUCCAACGUCAAGCAAGAGACGACUGACACUGACCUGCACGCCGGCUCUGGCUUCUGUGUGACGGAGGUCGAGGUCAAAGCGUUCAUGAAGGAGAGGCAGAAGAAGGACAGUCACAAUCUCAUCGAGAGGCGCCGAAGGUUUAACAUCAACGACAGAAUCAAAGAGUUGGGGACAAUGAUUCCGAAGUCCAGCGACCCGGAGAUGCGCUGGAACAAAGGCACGAUCCUCAAGGCUUCGGUCGACUUCAUCCGGAAGCUGCAGAAAGAGCAGCAGCGAUCGAAGGAGAUGGAGAUGAGGCAGAGGAAGCUGGAGCAGCAAAACAGGAGCCUGCUGCUCCAAGUACAGGAAUUGGAAAUGCAGGCCCGUCUUCAUGGCCUCCCCACUCUGGCUUCUUCCCUCGGCUCUGGAGACCCGGUCUCUCAGCUUCUCCCACAGAACCACCAUCAAACCAACGCCGGCCUGCUCUCCGCCCCCUUCGUAGCCCCUCCCCCCGUCACCACAAGCCACGCCCCCUCCUCCCUGGUCAGCCCCGCCCCGGCCCUCGAUCUGGGCUCCCUGAACUUCAGCGACCUUGACGACACCACGACCUUUGACCUGGGGCUGACCUCGGUCGUGGGUCUGGAUGACAUUCUCAUGGAUGAAGGGGGUCUCUCGCCCCUGAGGCGAGGCUCCGAUCCCCUGCUUUCGUCUGUCUCACCUGGGAGCAGGAGCAGCUUCAGCAUGGAGGAGGACUCCUGACCUCUAGUGGAGGGAGGAGUGCAUUGCAGUUCAGAUUAGACAAAGU
Messenger RNA from Polyodon spathula (Mississippi paddlefish), 2169 nucleotides. Its product is annotated as transcription factor E3-like. NCBI's taxonomy places the organism in Eukaryota, Metazoa, Chordata, Actinopteri, Acipenseriformes, Polyodontidae. The record is from RefSeq and is a predicted model, not a curated record. Gene Ontology annotation, molecular function: protein dimerization activity; DNA-binding transcription factor activity, RNA polymerase II-specific; RNA polymerase II cis-regulatory region sequence-specific DNA binding. The transcript has 10 exons. Gene Ontology annotation, cellular component: nucleus. The coding region runs from base 417 to 2123 and encodes 568 amino acids. Gene Ontology annotation, biological process: regulation of transcription by RNA polymerase II.